CCUCCAAUGAGCUGGAGAAGGAAACGGCCAAGGGCACCAAGACUGCGGCCAGGAAAGCCCCGUGAGGGUCCCAUCCGGCCAGAUGCCGCCCAACAAGCCCGCAGCAGGCCCGGGAGUCAGCAGGGCCGGCACGGUCAGGAAGACACAGCCGGAAGCAGGAGCUGGAGGAGGGGGCGCCGCGAGAGACCCGGAUCAUCACAUGGGGCCACGGGAGACGGAGGAGAGGAUCGCGAGGCCCGGCAGCCCCCUGGCCAGAGGCUAAGGCCAGGGGGGAGAAAGGGAGACGGGCCGGAGGGAAGCCUGGAGGCCGCAAGCUGUGGGGGCCUCAGGGUGAAGCCCUGAGUGGGCACCACGAUGGCCUAUCCAGGACAUCCCCGUCGCUCCGCAGGACGCCCUGCUAUGUGGGAGGGAGCUGGGGAGGAAAGAGGUCGGACCAAAGGCGGACGGGGAAGCGCGGAGGGCACAGGAGCCACGGCAUCUCGGAGGCUGCUGAGAGCGUCAGCGCCAGAGCGAGGCCCGGGACCAGAGGAAGGGGGAUGGGCAGGAGAGUCAGCCUUCCGCCUGGGAAUGGAUAUUGGGUAUUGAUUCUCGGAGAGAAGGAAGGGGUUGGGAAAAAAAAUAAAAUAACCCGUAAAGCUAAAAAUAGGUGAGUCACACUCCCGAGCCCCUUGGGAUGGAGUUGGCCCUGCGACUUACAGAGAGCAAACAGAGAAGGGAGGCAGAAUGCUGUAGCAGAGAGGGCACUGACUUGGAGGUGGGCGGACCUGAGUGCGAAUCCUGGCUCAGCCCUUACAACCUGUGUGACUUCGAGGGCCUCCCUUCCUAAAAGCAGAGAUUCAGAGCUGAAAGGAGCCUCAGAGGGCACUGGAUGACUGACUGAGGUGAGGUGAUUUUCCCAGGGAGGCUGAGGCAGGAUUUGAACUCGGGCCUAGAGCUCAAAGCGUGUUCUACUCUACCGCCCAGUUUCCUCAUCUCGACUUAUAGACAAUGUCUAAUUCAUCCUCCAGGUCCCAAACCUGAGGGGAGGUCAGAGAGGAAAGAGGAGAGAAGCGAGAGGGGAAGGCAAACUCAGAGUCUCCCCUUCAGUCUGACUCUCUCCCCACUGUCUCCCCAUCCUGCCCCCACAGGAUGGGCCACGGGAACGGGACGGCUCUCGCUGAAUUCCUCCUCCUGGGCCUCUCCACUGGGCCGGCCCUGCAGCCCCUCCUCUUUGCCGCCGUGCUGGCCUCCUACCUGGCCACCGUCCUGGGCAACGUGCUCCUGGUGUCCCUGAUCCUCCUGGACGGCCGGCUGCACCGGCCCAUGUAUCGCCUGCUCGCCCACUUGGCUCUGCUGGAUGUGUCCUACGUGAGCAGCACCGUGCCCCAGGCCUUGGCACACAUGCUGGUCCAGAGGCGGGCCCUCCCCUUCGCCCGCUGCGGGGCCCAGCUCUAUGUGGCCCUGUCUCUGGGCAGCACCGAGGCCAUCCUCCUGGCCUCCAUGGCUGUGGACCGCUGCCUGGCCGUGUGCCGGCCCCUUCACUACGCCGCCAUCAUGACGCCGGGGGUGUGCGGGGCUCUGGCGGGUGGCGCCUGGGCCCUGGGCUUCCUGCUGUCCAUGCCCAACGCCGCUGCCGCCCUGCGCCUUCCCUACUGUGCCGGGCGCCCUCCCAUCGACCAUUUCUUCUGUGAACUGCCGGCAGUUCUGAGGGUGGCCUGUGCCGACACGGCCCCCAACCGGGCCCUGGUCUAUGCCAUGGGCGUCCCCAUCCUGCUGGGGCCCUUCGGCUGCAUCCUGGCUUCCUACGGCCUCAUCCUGGCCACAGCCCUGCGCCUGCCCUCCGCCCGGGGCCGCCGCAAGGCCCUCUCCACCUGCGGGGCCCAUCUGGCGGUGGUCGGCCUCUUUUACGGAACCGUCAUGGCCAUGUACCUGAGGCCCCGGGGGCCCACCCCGGCCGGGCGCCACAAGCUCACGGCCGUCUUCUACAUCGUGGUCACCCCACUGCUGAACCCCCUCAUCUACAGUCUGCGGAACAAGGAUGUGCACCGCGCCGCGAGGUACGCCGUGGCCCGCCUCAAGGGGACGAGGGCCCAAGUCACAGAACCGUAGAUUCCCGGGGAAGAGGAGGUGCUUCGGCGUGAUCCAGGGCCACCCCCCGGCUCUGCGGGCAAGAAGGGAUCUCAACCUCCCUGGCUGCUGACGAAGAGAAGUCCACGUUAGACCCUGGGAAGUCGAUGCGGCGGAGCGGGCUUUCUGAGUCGGGGACCUCUUCUCAGAGUAACUUUUUAUUUGUAAUCCAGUGAAAAGCCAGAUUCAGGUGACGGGUCAUUGAAAAGAAGGGUGACUUUUUCCUGUCCAAGUUCGUGAACUCAGGCUACACCGGCCUGGCAGGGAGGCUGUCAGCCUGGGACCCAAGUGCAAUGGAGAGUCAGACACCCGGCAUGAGAGUCCCCUGGCAAAACAAAAGGCUUGGAGGGGAUCCUCUAGGAAGACUCAAAAAGGUGGAAGGAGAUCCAAGUCUGGCCCACAUAUGAGCUGGAAUCCUCUCGCCAACGUCCUUCCAAUUGGCCAUCCAGUUUCUGCUUGAGACUGAGUAAUGAGGAACUCACUACCUGCCUCUUGGUGGAUCAGCAGAAAGAACAUCCAAUUCGUCAGAAGCCUUGGAUUUGAACUCUUGCCCCGUCACUGACAUAUGUACUGGGUAAGGCGAGCCCUUCUUUGGGCCUUUGUCGGCUCAUCAUAAAAUGAGGGGUUUAGACAGUCCUUUCCACCUUGUGCCUAUGAUCCUGUGAAACCUUUUAAGGUGGGCAGCCCAUUCUUCUUUUGGACCAUCCUAAUUGUGCAAAGGAUAGAUUUCAUUGACUGACUUUUCUCGUAAUUUAAAAUGAAAUAGGCCUCUACAAUUUUGAGCCCCUGUUCCUAGUUCUGCCCUCUGGAGUCACACACAAAUCCCAGAGAUCUUCCAUUUGACUGUCUUUCCAAUACGAGGAGAUAACUCUCAUGCCCUCCUGAAGGCCUCUUUCCUCCAGUCUGAACUACUCCCACAUCCUGCAAGUACUCCUGCCCAUCAGCACUAGUCCUGUAGCUAAGAAUUAAUACUGGGGGGGAAUGAGGAAGAAAGAAGGGUCAAAGAUGGUCAAAGGGCCACAAACAACAAGUAUACAGUGAAUGUCAAUAGAUUGUACGCACUUAGAAAGGUUUAAUCCCUGUAAGCCAGCAUAUAUUCAUGAAGGACAACUCAUGCCAGUCAACUGAUUUUUAGAGUAAAGUCAGCUCAAGGGGAUGUUUGCAAGGCAUUUGAUCAAGUCUACAGGGUAGUUAGGUGGCCCAGUGGGUAGAGUGCUGGGCCGUGAAGACAACUCACUCUUAUGAGUUCAAAUAUGGCCUCAGAACGAUCCUGGACAAGUCACUUAACCCUGUUUGCCUCAGUUUCCUCAUCUGUAAGAUAAUCCAAAGAAGGAAAAGGGAAACAACUCCAGUAUCUCCGCCCAAAAAGAAAAAAACCCUCAAAUGUGGUCACAAAGAGUCCAACACAACUAAAAUGACUCAACAACAACAGCAUCAUGAUAUUCUCAUGGACAGGAGAGAGGUGUGCAGGGUGGAUAUCAAUAAAAUUAAAGAAGCUAACUUUAUUUUAUUUAUUAACAAGAUAGAGAGAGGAGCUAAUAAAUAAAGUCUGUCACCCAGAAAAGGAAACAGUAUCAGAAAGGAUGUAUAGCAAACAAAUGGAAGAGCCAAGAAUCAUACCUAUCUUCAGACUAUCGAAUCAAUUACUGGGUUCACCACACCACCCAAUGAAUCAAUCUACUACUAGUGGGGGCAGCUAGGUAGCUCAGUGGAUUGAGAGCCAGGCCUAAAGACAGGAGGUCCUGGGUCCAAAUCUGGCCUCAGACGCUUCCCAGCUGUGUGACCCUGGGCAAGUCACUUAACCCCCAUUGCCCAGUCCUGAUCACUCUUCUGCCUUGGCACCAAUACACAGUAUGGAUUCCAAGAUGAAAGAUAAGGGUUUAAAAAAAAAAGAAAAGAAAAGAAAGAAUCUACUAUUAGUGUUGGCCUCAAGCUCAGCUCUAGAAUUAAAUAUAAUGAAAGGAAAAAUAUCCCUUGCCCUCAACUAGUUUAUAUGUUAAUGUAAGUAAACAGACAUAAAUACAACAUGUGUACAGAUUAGAUGGAAAACCACCUCAGAGCAUGGGUUCUUAACCUUCUUGCAAUGACCCCCUUUGGCAAUCUUAUGAAGUCCAUGGAUCCCUUCUCAGAACUGAUUUUAAAUGCAAAAAAUAAAUACAUAAGACUACAAAGGAAAGUAACUUUUACUUUCUGUUUUUACUGUUGCUAAAUUGAUGUAACUUAUUUUUUUCCCACCUAAAAAUCCCAGAUUCCCUAAAAUCUAUACAUGGACUCUUUGAGGGUCUGUGAAACCAGGUAAUAAAUCUUACUUAGCAAUAAAUGACACUCUGGCAUUGGCCACUGUGUACUCUUAGGAUAGUUUUCCCCUCACUGAGCCACUUCUUUAUCCAUAAAUGGGAAGAUUACAUUUGAUGGUGAAGAAAAUCCCUUCCAACUCUUAAUCCCAUAAUUCUAUGAUUAUAUGACUCCCAAAGCUGGGCUCCUUCCA
Molecule: messenger RNA, 4594 nt
Organism: Monodelphis domestica (gray short-tailed opossum)
Lineage: Eukaryota; Metazoa; Chordata; Mammalia; Didelphimorphia; Didelphidae
Source: RefSeq, a predicted model, not a curated record